ACCCGGGCCCACAACACGAAAUAUAUCCAGCCGGCGUAUCACGCCACUUGAAAAGAAAAAAAGAAAAAAACCCUCCACCCCUCACAAGUCCACCCCAUCACCACCAUCACUCCACCCUCAAAACGCCGUCGUUUACCCCAAAACAAUGCACACUACCACAAACCACCGCACCGUCACUAACACCGACGAAAAAAACAACACCAACUGGAUCCAAGAAGCAAUCAACGGCGGAUCUCUCAACCACGUCCACCUCGAAACCGGAUCCAACGGCUGGGCUUCACCUCCAGGAGACCUCUUCAAUCUCCGCAGCCACAACUACUUCACCAAAAAAACCAAAUCACCCUCCGGCCCAUACCUCCUCCACCCCGCCGGCGUCGACUGGCUCCGAUCCUCAACCAAACUCGACCACGUCCUCUCACGCGCCGACAACCGUGUCAUCCACGCGCUCCGUAAAAAACAAUCAACCGGAACCAACCAAAAAAGCUUCAUCUUAGCCGUUAAUCUCCAAGUCCCAGGUAGGGACCACCAUAGCGCUGUGUUUUACUUUGCUACAGACGAUCCGAUCCCCACCGGUUCACUUCUCCACCGGUUUAUUCACUCUGACGACUCGUUUCGUAACCAGCGGUUUAAAAUAGUCAACCGGAUUGUGAAAGGACCGUGGCUUGUUAAGGCGACGGUUGGAAACUAUUCCGCUUGUUUGUUAGGGAAAGCUUUGAACUGUUAUUAUCAUAGUGGGCCGAAUUAUUUGGAGAUUGAUGUGGAUAUUGGUUCCUCGAAAAUUGCUACUGCUAUUUUGCAUCUGGCGUUAGGGUGUGUGACUGCGGUUACGAUUGAUAUGGGGUUUGUUGUUGAGGCUCAGGAGGAGGAGGAGUUGCCCGAACGGUUGUUUGGGGCGGUUCGGAUUUGUCAGAUGGAGAUGGGUUCGGCGAGGGUUGUUGAGACGGUGGCGAGUAAAGUGUCGGGUGGGGCGGGUGGUGGGAGUCGGGUUCGGGCGUCGGAUAUGGAUGAUGAAGGUGAUGGUGAUGGUAAGUGAUGGAAGAGGGUGAAUUGUGGGUGAUUCAGUGUUUUAAAAUCCGGUUUUUACCGUAUCGGAUUUGGCUCAGAAACGGUUCAAUCGGGUGUAUCGGGCGGUUCAACCGGUACAACCGGCCGGUUUGAACCGGUUUUUAAAACAUUGGGGUGAUUUGUAGUUAGAUUUGAUUUAUCUGUUAUUAUAUACAUUUGAUAAUAAGUUAAUAAUAAUAACUGUGACCCUCCAUUGUUAGCUAUGAUGAACUUGUUCUUACAUGUUAUUGAAUGUUGAUGAAGAGUUUGACUUCUGUUUGUUGCUUGGAA
Molecule: messenger RNA, 1335 nt
Organism: Helianthus annuus (common sunflower)
Lineage: Eukaryota; Viridiplantae; Streptophyta; Magnoliopsida; Asterales; Asteraceae
Product: protein ENHANCED DISEASE RESISTANCE 2-like
Exons: 1
Coding region: 146-1033 (295 amino acids)
Source: RefSeq, a predicted model, not a curated record